GACUUUUAACGUCAAUAAAUUUCAAAAUGGUGUUUUAGUGUAGAUUAACUGUUGUGGUGUUCAUUUGUUUUCGCGACAAUCUACUUCAAUUUAACUCGGAGGUGCCAAGCACAGCCUGAAUCCUAAGUACAAUGCAUAAGAUAUAAUGAUAGUCAUUUUAUUCAUUGUAUGAUCGUUGUGAAAUGGUUAGCAGAAACAUUUCAACAUAUUCAAAGCAUGGUUGAAUUUUAUGGGUUUUAUUUCGUGAUUAGCACUUCAUAUUAUGCAACUUACUCUAUUAUCUUCACACGAGGACCAUUUUUAUAUUACUUGAAAUGCGUAUGAAACGGUUUCCUACCUUUUUGUCAUCGAAUAACCGACAAUCUAAAAGCUUUUUCUACCACCAGAAAUUGGAUAUAAAAGCUUCUGAAAAGAAAAUCAAGUCAGUCAAACGGAAGGUCCUUUCCGAUGAACAAAAAGAAAUACUCCAGUUGUAUCCCCACGCUAUAUCUCUUCGUCCUGAUCCUAAUACUUCUGAUUACCUUCUACAAACUAUAACCUUGCCAAUUAGUGGUUUAUUGUCAGCAACUGUUGAUCCUUGUCAAAAAAUUACUGUCUUCUUCAAUAGCAAUUCUCUUUUGUUUUUCUUACAUGAGGCUGAUGUGAAGGAAUACAUUAUUUUAGAUGCCGGGCUUGUUAUACCGCUACUUUAUGCUGCAUCUUCUUACUUUCUGCAGUGUCAUUACCGCGUGGGAUUGAAUUACAUAUGCAUGGAUGUUCACUUAAAGGAGUAUUUCAUCUCUGAAUCAUUUGAUUUUUCAACUAAGCCUAUUCCUAUCCAUCAGUAUGAAAAGCUAUAUGACUUUUUAACAUUACUACAUACAGGUGAUUUACACCUACCUCCAUCAUGUAAGUCACUUGUUUACGGACAUCACUGUGAAACUCAGUUUGAAUUUGUGACAUUGCUAAAGACCUUAUAUAAUAUCGCCCAAGAUUAUCACACCCAAACUAGAUUCGUAUGGGAUUCUCCUUCAUUUUCUCCACAGCAUCAGAAUCUACUCACAUGUUUGCGCUCUUACCAGUGUAAUGCGGUCAAAUGGAUGGUUCACCAGGAGCGUAAUGGAUUUUCGUUGGGAAACGAUGACUUGUUGGAGAAAAUAUUUAUGCCUAUGCGACUGCCAAACAACAGAAAGCUCUAUUUUUGUCUCUACUCUGGAUUAUUCACCAAGGAGUUACCUGCAAUUGAGUACACUAGUUCUGGUGGAAUUUUGGCGGAUGAAAUGGGUCUUGGCAAGACGUUGGAGGUUAUUUCCCUUAUUCUUACUCAUCCGUUAAAUGACUGGGACAAAGUAGGCGGUCAUUUACGAACACUUGAGGACAAACCUCUUGAGGCAAUGAACUGGAAGACCACUAGAAACGAUUCGGACAUAAUACAUGGGCAGGAUGGUAACACUCAACUACUCUGUAGUUGUGGUGGUGUUGAGGGAACCGAAAAGUUUGAUGUAGUCUACUGUUCAUUGUGCAAUGGUCCUGGCCAGCAUGCGACAUGCGUCCAAUAUAAUCCCAAAGCGUACAUCAGUCGCCUUCCAGUAAAAGAAGGAUAUAUAUGUCCACAAUGUUGGACCAAGACUCGAAUAUAUUCAAAAGCUACGCUUAUAAUCUCACCAGAUCAUAUUUGGCAACAGUGGAAAGAAGAGCUACAAACGCAUAUAUCACCCAGUGUAUUACACGUUUUGAUUUAUGCAGGUAUGGAGGCUCCUGUCACACCUGUUGAACUUGGGAUUCGUGGUUCUGUCAAAGAGCAGGGGAAUACAAAUCCUUUUGCUCCUCGUGUCCACACUGCUACAAAAGUAGUUUCGGAAAAUAAAAUUUGUGAAGAAACAAUCCUCCCCGGGUUUGUUCAACCCCCCCAGUUAGCAUGUGCUGACAUUGUUCUGACUUCGUAUUCUGUUGUUCAACGUGAAUUGGGUUGGGUUGAGGUUUUUGCUGAUCGUCAAGCUGGCCUUGGAGACAGACCAAAGUUGCGAGUGGCUCAGCGAUAUUUGUGUCGUCCUAGUCCACUUACCUGUGUCCGAUGGUGGCGGAUUUGUUUAGAUGAAGCACAAAUGGUAGAACGUGUCACAUCUAAAACUGCUCGCAUGCUUUCACAAAUCACAGCUGUUAACAGAUGGUGUGUUACUGGUACACCAGCCGAAAAGAGUAUAGAUGAUUUUUUCGGUUUACUUGCUUACCUCCGAGUUACACCGUAUUCAUUUUCACAUUACUGGAAUAGUUUGCUGUAUCAACCAUUCUUGGCCACGUGCUCUAACUCUUCAUGUACUGAUCAACAUGAAUCUGGAGAUGAUAUCAAACCUACUAUGAAUCAUUCAUUGAAUGAGUCGCUUGUUGCUAGCACGGAUUUAGGAAAGAUCAUUAGUCGACUUUUGUGGAGAAAUACCAAGGCACUUGUAGGUGACCAACUUGCUAUACCUUCACUUACCGAGGAAAUUCACUGGAUUGCAUUUACUCCUGUUGAACGAUAUAUACAUGAUCGCGUCUUGGCUCAAUCAGCUGGGGCAUUGGAGCGUUUGGUUCAGACCAUGUCAAUUUCACCUGAUGAGUUACUUUGCAGUUUACCUACAGCUGCACACUGUCGUUUGGUUUAUUUAAUUACUCGGCUUCGUCAAGCAUGCACACAUCCCAGUCUUGUUGUGGCUACUGGUGGGUCACAUGCAGGUAACCGUGGUGAUAGAAAUCGAGAACGACGUGCAAAUGGAUUACGGAAUUCUGAAAUGAUGCCGAACAUGGUACGUGUAGACCUCAACGAUGAUGAUCAAGAUUGUAAUAAUAUGGAAAGUUAUUCAGGAAAAAUGAAUCAUGCCCCAAGCGUAGCUGAUGCACGUGCCCAUCGUAAUUUGGGCACCGGGUGUUUCACAAUGACUGAAGUUAUACGACGAGUUGUUGAUGAGACUCGAAGAGAGUGCGAGGGACUCUUGCGUACUUGGGUAUUCAAUAAAAAUGGUGCUGCUGGUUGUUUCAUUAUCAAGAAUCAGCUCGUUCAGGCUGCUGACUGCUACAGAGAUGUUUUACGUUCAGCUGACAGCUUUGAGAGACAUCACGGUAUUCUCGCUGAUUGGAGUCAACGGCUUCAUGCAAUAACGAAUUUACAUUGGUUGAUUCAAACGCAGCAGGUCCCAAUACUAGAUGAACCUUUGCCUGUACUGCCAAAUAGGCCACCUUUGCUGCAAGGUACAUCAUGUUCCAUUGUUUCAGUACAUACUGAGAAAAGUGAAGACUUUAGCCUAGAAGGACUUGAUCCUCGUGUUGAUAGAGAUCUGUGUGCUAAAGCGGAACGCUUGCGAACUUCAUACAUCCAGAUGCAUUCUCAGUUACUGGCUAAGGUACGUGAGAAUUUAGAUCCAAUUGUAAAAGAAUUAGAUAGUGAACUUUGCUAUCCUACAACACAAGGUAAUUCUGGUAAUGUAACAGACAAAAUGGCUAGUAUUGACGCUGGAGGAUGGCUUAGUUGGCUCGCAGAAGCGAUUGAUUGGCUGAUUGCCUCUGGGUUGGGUAGCAGUUUGAUCGAUAUGCUAGUAGCAAGUUUUCAAAGUAGCCCAAAUAUGAAUCGAAGUGGAUUCAGAACAUCUUUACUUUAUACUGGUUCAGCUAUCAGCUUCAAGGCAAUGUUGUUAACUGAAUUGGGAGAGGUUUUUACAGCACGUAGACAAAUGAGAAUAGCUAUGCAACCUAUGGAAGACACUUGGAAAUCUUUUAUUAGUAGUCAUGACGUUGAUCGACGUAUUCUACAACCAUUCUUUGCCUGUUGUGCUAGAGCUUUUGAUGCAGAUGAAGAAGGGAGACGAAAGGAAGAUAAAAAGAAGAACAAAUCUAAGACAGAUGAUAAAACGAAGAAAUCGAAUUCUGAUAAUACACCUACUCGUCGUACACCGAAAAAGACACGCUGCGCUUAUUGCAACGCUUUAAGAGCAUUAUGUAAUUACCAACGUGCAUUAAAUCAUGAACGAGUGAAGUCUAUACCUAGUCGUCCAUCUAUAUUUGAAUUUGAUGCGCAAAGUAGUACAGAUUCAUUGGAAAAGUCAUCUGGUGUUACAGCCGCUGUAAACGAAUCCGGAACUGGUCUUAUUUUGAAUAAUCCAUUGGUUAUGUCAUUGUCUAUAAUAUGUCAACAGGUAUCUAAACUUUUAUCAUCUACUCCUGCCAGCGAACUUCCGUUUUCGAAAAUGCUGUAUCAUACAAAAGCUAAACGUUUGGAGCAAUUAAUCCGUUUAAUGGGGAAAGAGAUAUUACUAACUAGUCGCACCCAGUCAUUGACCAGAGAAUGGUGGAAUAUACAUGAUGAUACUGAACAGUUCGUCGUUCGUUUACAAGCCACCUGUCCAACGGAUAUGGCGUUUAUUCCUCAAGAUGAGGUAAUUUACUUCCUUGUUAAUUUUUUAGUUCCUAGCCAUUAUCUGUUAAUAGUUUUGAUCCAACAUCUGAGUAUUAUUGCAUUUUUACAGGUUGAUUCACAGUUACACACCUACAUAGUUGAGGCUAAUAUGAUUUGGCCGGGACUUCAGUCUCGCCUUGGACAUUUUAAUUUCUUAAGAAAUGCCCAUUUAACAGCAGUAACUGGUUUUUCUUCAAGUGAUGACAAUAAUGCUAACGGUGAACAAUCAAGAACUCGUCCACUUGAAUGUCCUACCUGCUUACAAUUACACUCACCAUCUAAGCCAACAUUUGUUUUACUUCCUGGGUGCUGGCAUACUCUAUGUGUCACUUGUCAUGACCGUAUAGCUUCAUCAAGUCAGAUCACUCAACGACGUUGUCCAAUAUGUCGAACACCAUUCCAAUCAACAGAAACUACAGGUGUAAAUGCUAGACGCAGGCGACCUUUAACACUCAUUCAUUAUGCUGGAAACAAAGCAAAUCAAGAAAACUCAAUGAAAUCUGAAGAGGCAGAAGAAGACUUGAAUAUAGUGGGUGAUCAUAGUACGAAAGUGAGAGCUGUUAUCCGAUGUUUAAAAUUGAUCAAACGUAAUGAUCCGGAUGCGAAAGCUAUCGUUUUCAGCUCUUGGUUAUCUGUCUUAGUGACACUAGCUGGUGCAUUAGAUCAGAAUGGAUUGGCCUAUACAACUUUAUUUCAUGCUCGUGAUGCUUGUUGUCCAGGAAGAUUAGCUGGUUUUCAAUGCUUUGGUUCUACAACAUGGAUCCUUUUGAUGCCGGUUCAAUUAGGUGCUAAUGGCUUAAAUUUAACUUCAGCAAAUCAUGUACUUUUUAUUGACCCUGUAUUGUCACAUGCACGAGAGGCUCAAGCAGUAGCACGAAUACACAGAAUUGGACAAACAAGACCUGGAGUUGUGCAUCGUUUCUUGGUCAAAGAUAGUAUUGAAGCAGCCUUGCAUGCAUCACACUCUCGAAACAUAAAAGUUGACCCAUAUAAUCUAGAUACAGAAUGUAUGAUUGGUGCUGGUGCACAACGAACAAGUUCUACCAGUUCAGGAGUUGCUGGACCCAGUGAAGAUAGAGCUCAAUUAAUGCGUAUGACAAUUGGACAGCUUACAGAAUUGUUACACUUUGAGUGCAAUACUGCUAUGCUAGCAGAUGAAAUGAAACUGCCAUCAUUUGACUUAAUUUAAUGUUAUUUAGUUGCUUUCAUUUAGCAUAACGUGUCUUUUAUAUUGUUUGUUGUUGUUUUUGUUUAUUAUUGAUAUGUUAGUCAUGAUAUUCCUUUGUGUGAAUUAAAUUACUUACCGAUAGAAAUCAUCAUAUUCAUGUAUGAAUUCUGUUAAUCAUCUGUGUUUUAUCUCACUUCAAAAUCAUGAAAUCGGUCAGUAAUUUAACACAUAUCAAGUAUGUACUAACUUUACACAUGAAUUUUACUCUAUCGAUAUCGUUGUGUACUGUUUUUUAUAAGAAAUCUGUGGAUAAAAAAUAAAACUGGAUUCC
Messenger RNA from Heterobilharzia americana, 5907 nucleotides. NCBI's taxonomy places the organism in Eukaryota, Metazoa, Platyhelminthes, Trematoda, Strigeidida, Schistosomatidae. The record is from the annotation of a GenBank genome assembly.